Molecule: messenger RNA, 919 nt
Organism: Aspergillus uvarum CBS 121591
Lineage: Eukaryota; Fungi; Ascomycota; Eurotiomycetes; Eurotiales; Aspergillaceae
Product: DASH complex subunit HSK3 family protein
Exons: 2
Coding region: 102-569 (155 amino acids)
Biological process (GO): attachment of spindle microtubules to kinetochore
Cellular component (GO): DASH complex
Source: RefSeq, a predicted model, not a curated record
CACCAUCACAACCACAACCACACCACAGACCCGAUCUCCUCUCCAGGUACCCCUUUGCCGCUACACGAGUUUCAGUUUCUAUCGCGAGAACCGUCGAUACCAUGCCUCCUUCCCACCAAUACACCCAAAGCCACUCCCACAGCCACUCCCACCACAUGCCCCGCCACUCCAUCCUCCCCUCCGCGGCUCCUUCUAUGGGCUACGGCGGCGGCGGUCUAAGUGGUACCGGCAGCAGCACCACCAGCAUGUCCAUGGCCAAAACCCGGCAGUACGCCAACCUGCACGCGCAGCUAGCGCAGCUGAACAGCCACCUCCGCGACACGGAGAACCUGGUGCGCAUGACGGCCGUCCAGGCGGAGGAUAUGCGUUUUUUGGGGGGAUAUGUCGGGGCCCUGUUUAUGGGGUCGGCCAAGGUGUUGGGAGAGGAGGGUAUUAUCAAGACUGAGGGUGGUGGUUCUGGUUCUGGUUCUGGUUCUGGUUCUGGUUCUGCUGCUGCAGGAGCUGGAGCAGGAGCUGGAGCUGGAGCUGGGACGGGGGCUGGGAAUGGGGUGGAGAGUGAGAGUGAAUGAGGAUCUUAGGCCUUUGAUCUCUUGAGAGGGGGAGGGAAGGUUCGAAUGGAUAUCGGGUACUCUGUACAACCACAAGGGAAGAGUAUGCUAUGGUUUAUUCUUUGGGGGCAUAUCAGUGCUGAUUCUAUCGCUCUCUUUCAUGGGAUGCUUGAUCCAUCCCCGUUACCACCAUUACCACCUACCCAUCGCCACUGCCAGUCCAGCGUUAUUCGGCUUUAUACAGCGGCAUAUACGAUACUUCCUACCGUGCCUGGUUCGAAACAGGCACCGAGAGCGAGGAUGGGAUCAGGCGUCAACCACGAACCCUCCACCGAGGAUGAUCGCGGGCUCGUCGAUGCUGUGGUGCUCGU